Epinephelus lanceolatus (giant grouper) is the source of this 949-nucleotide messenger RNA. Lineage: Eukaryota; Metazoa; Chordata; Actinopteri; Perciformes; Serranidae. The record is from RefSeq and is a predicted model, not a curated record.
AUGGUUAUAAAGAGCUGCAGCACCACACACCGCUCCUCAAAGACACGACUGCUGAAACCAGCCGACAUCAAGGAGACGUCCAGCCGACAUCAAGGAGACGUCCAGCCGACAUCAAGGAGACAUCCAGCCGACAUCAAGGAGACGUCCAGCCGACAUCAAGGAGAUGUCCAGCUGACAUCAAGGAGACAUCCAGCCGACAUCAAGGAGAUGUCCAGCCAACAUCCAGCUGACAUCAAGGAGACCCGACAUCAAGGAGACAUCCAUCUGACAUCCAGCCGACAUCAAGGAGACAUCCAUCUGACAUCAAGGAGACGUCCAGCCGACAUCAAGGAGACGUCAAGCCAACAUCAGGGAGACAUCCACCCGACAUCAAGGAGACGUCAAGCCAACAUCAGGGAGACAUCCAGCCGACAUCCAUCUGACAUCAAGGAGACGUCCAGCCGACAUCCACCUGACAUCAAGGAGACAUCCAGCCGACAUCCAGCUGACAUCAAGGAGACGUCCAGCGGAUGUCCAGCAGACAUCCAGUGGACAACAAUGACUCAUCACCAGCUGACCAGGACUCUCUGUUCUCUGGGAGGAAACUGCACAUCCUUCCUGUCUGAUCAUCAUCACAGCAGGAUGUCGAAGGUUCUCCACCUUCAUGGCCACAUCCCAACACACCACACUCACCUGAAGCCUCACCUGUUCCCCACGGUUGACGUUCCUGACCACACCCACUACAUCAUCGGCUCUGUCAUCCUGUUGGUAGGGGUGAUGGGCAUGCUGGGAAACGGUCUGGUCAUCUACGUGUUCUGUCGCAGUCCGACACUUCGUUUGCCCAGCAACCUGCUGGUGGUCAACCUGGCGGCAGCAGACUUCAUGAUGUCUCUGACGCAGUCUCCCGUCUUCUUUGUGUCCAGCCGACAUCACCACUGAGUGUUUGGGGAGCUCGCCUGUGAGCUGUACG